Epinephelus fuscoguttatus (brown-marbled grouper) is the source of this 3870-nucleotide messenger RNA. Its product is annotated as keratinocyte-associated protein 3. The transcript has 6 exons. Lineage: Eukaryota; Metazoa; Chordata; Actinopteri; Perciformes; Serranidae. The record is from RefSeq and is a predicted model, not a curated record. Bases 144 to 806 code for a protein of 220 amino acids.
GUACCUCACAGGUGACUAUCCUGACGUCAUACAGGAAGUGGACAGAGGGACCUUGGAGUUUUUGCUCUUGUGUUAUUGAGCAGUUGCUCGGAAAUUACCCUCAUUCAUUUAUUUCAAAGGGAAACUCCUGACUCAGCAGCGGGAUGUGCACUUUUGAUAAGGACAAAGGGCCGCGGAGGCUGAUGAAAAAAGGAUUAACUCUCAUCCUCGUCGGCCAUAUCAACUUCAUCCUUGGAGCUAUUGUCCAUGGCAAUGUCCUCCGCCACAUAUCCAAACCUAGUCAGCAUAUCACCACUGAGUACACUGUAGCCAACAUAAUCUCCGUCACCUCUGGCCUGCUGAGCAUUGCCAGUGGGAUUAUUGCCAUUGUGGUGUCAAGGAACCUUAAUGUGAUAAAACUGCAAAUAGGACUUCUCAUUGCGUCCCUCCUGAACGCCCUGCUCUCAGCAGCAUGUUGCACCGGGCUCCUCUUUGCCAUCAGUGUCACUAUUGCUCACAGUGGCGAGGGUUUGAUGCUGGGAUGCAAUGACACAGAGGUGCCCAUCAACGCUCGGUCACCUGUCAGUGCCCGAUGCCCGUUUGAUACAACACGGAUCUAUGACACCACCCUGGCGAUGUGGAUCCCUUGCGCUUUCUUGGCAGCAGUUGAGGCUGGAGUGUCUGUCUGGUGCUUCAUCGUCGGAUUGGCUCUCAGAGGCCUGGCACCCUUUGGGAACAGCUACAUCAAAGAGCAGCUGGAAGAGGAGGCUGAGUGCACUCCCCACAGCCAACGCCUGAUUGGACAGCACGUGAACCCUGACGCCUAACUGAACAGAAAACAGAAAGCACGCCACUCCAUGUAGACAAGCACAGCCAAAUCCCUGCACCUGUACUGAGACCAGUAGAUUUUGCCCUGCAGUCAGCUAGGUGAGUGUCACCGUGAAACAGGACCGAAACCAGUUUUAAGAUUCUGGUUCUGGCUAAACGGGAAUGUACAGCCCCAUACCCUGACUCACAGAUGAGCUACCUAAUGGCUCUUUGUUUUUAUCCGAAACUAAAUAGAUAAUCUUGUGUGUGAAGUUGUGAGCAGAAUACAGUUAGAUUAAAGCUGUACUUGCUAACUUAUUAAAAAAAAAAAACCUUUUUGUCAUAUUUGCUGAAACUGUCACUGUAUCCUGACAGCAGUACGUCCGACAGAUAGUCUGUGGAACAAAAUUAAGGGUCUCUGCUCCCUCAUAUUGCUUCUAAUGGCAUUACCACAGGUGAAGGAAAACAACCAAUCAGAGCUGAGGAGUCUCUAAUGCAACUGUCGUCAACAGUCAAACAAGGUAGUGCUGAACAAAUAGGCUAUGAAUAAAGAUAGCUGUAAAAUGAGACAGUUUGCUCUGGCUGGUGGACAUUUUUUAUAUUGGCUCUACUGUAUCCAACAUGGCAGUCAUGUCACAUUACAAACAUUCUCAUUUUACAGCUAAACCGUACACUAAAACAUGUUUUUGAAAACACUUAAGGCAAAAAAUAGGCAAAGCAGUAACAGAAUCUUGAUUCACAUUUGAUCAGCGCUGCCUAGUGUGACAGUUUGACCACAGUUCACAAUCAGUGUUUGAGAGCUUCAUUAGAGACUCCUCAGCUCUGACUAAUUGUUUUCACUUAGCCUCGGUAGAUUCUAGCAAAUGUAAUUACAUACUCAACAAAUAUGACUAAAGGUUAUUUUCAUGGAAGUUCCCAACUGUAGCUUUAAUGUCAGUGCAGCUGUACCCAAUGAAACACAUUAAUGGAAAUUUAAUUUGAAGUGACACAUCAGGAAGCUCACAUCAUUUUUGUUCCAGUAGGUGCAUUUCAGAGUGCAGAUCCUUUCGUGCAGAUUAUAGGAUUAAAUGCAUAUAUACGUGUGUGAACGCUAAUCUUAGGUAUAAUGUGGUCUUAUCAGUAUCCAUCCAUGACUGUUUGGAUUGUACCAAAACGUGGCGUGUCUUUCAGUAUGAAGGAACCUCCUGUCUAUGAAGAAACUACAUUUUUAUAUCUAGCAGAACUUUUUUUUAGAUUAUUUUUAUCCAAAUGAAGGUGUAUUUUAGCUUUUUCAUUUUCUGCAAAACGUAUUUUAUAUUAAUGUUUUUAAUAUUUAGACAGAUUUUAAAAUGCUACGUUACAUUUGAGAUGCAUUCAACAAGUCGUGCUUGUCAGUGUUUGCCUACAGAUUUAAUGCCCACAAAUGAUGUUUCAUGCCCGCUGCUAAUGUUCAUUGCUAAACUGUAAUGUGGAGUCGUUUCAUAUGUAAAUUGUGUGAUGUGUUUGCUUUAAAAUACUAAAAAUUCUUCAGUACUUUGCAAAUACAGUGUCUGGCUUCAAUUUGAAUUGGACAUGCACUUCUUGAAAAUAGUUUGUAUUAUUAGAUUAUUAUAAAGACAAGUGCAGUAAGUGACAUGUUCAUUAGUUUCAACGUUGGCUUCAUUUUGCAGGUAAACCAUUGACUAGUUGAACGCAUCGCAAUUAGUUUUUUAUAUUGUGUUCAUUUAUAUUCAGUUUUCCUCUGACCACAUCAUUAUUUGUCAGCUGUGGGCUAAAACUGAUUGAAUUUCACAACACAAACUAUUUGAAAAGCUGUGUAAAAGUCAAGGGUUGAUAAACCCCCACAGGACAUAGUCAAUACUUUUAUACACUCCUAUUAUUGUUUUUGCCUUUAGUAAGACAUAUGUAAUGACAAAAUGACAACUGAAACUAAAAUAGCAAAUUUAAAUCUUUUCUGUGUGGAUCCAGAGAUCCAGAGAUACAGCAGGUCUCAUUAUUUAAAGUUCAGACUGCUAAAAUAAAAAAUAAAAGUCAUAGGGAUAAUAAAAGGAUGUUUUGGGAAAGAUGCCCUAAACUGAAGGUAAUCUAGAUUGCAGCAUAGCUGUGUUUGGACUGAGUGCAUUCGUGUAUGUGCAGUAUACUGUGGUUAAAUAUCAAGUGGGGUAACAGUAAGAGGUUAAGCCAGUAUGUGGGCCAGCUGCCUCAGACCCCUUACAGCUCAACGACAGAGAAGAUCAGAUCAGCAUCGAAACUGUUAAUCUAAUGCCGUGCUCAAUUGUGUGGAACGGAGUCAUAGCACGCAAUGCUAAUCCUCAGGCUUCAAGGGAUAAAUAUUGACAUUGUGCUGACUGAUACAAUCACAUCACAUCUGUUUGGCCUUUUCAGGCAGUGUGGCGUUGAUGCCACUGUAAAGUGAUAAAAUUUGAAAUCACAAGAUGAAUAUGAGAUGAGAGUGUAGAUGCAAGCUUAUUGUGGUAUCUGGACAAAUGAACGGAAUUCAAGCAGAGUCGUGUGUUGUGACAUUGUAAUGACGUGAUGGCACUUACAGAAACUAUGGCUUUUCUGGAAUGCUUGAGUGUAUUAAAUCAUUUGGUUCUUGGAAAUAGUUUCCUGUGAAGUAAUGGAUCUCCCAUAUCUGAGGUUUAUGUAGAGUGCAGUCCAUUUAUAAAUGUAUCACAUUUCAUAUUUGUAUUUCAAUAACUGACCAUCUAGUGAGUCACUCAUUUGUGAAAGAGUGUUUUUAUUACUUGCAUUGCCAGUGACAAAAUGAAUUUAAAGCAGACUUUAAGUGCACUUAUCAGGCUAAAUGGAUAGUUCAAACCUUUUUGUGGUUGCAUUGUUGUUUCCAAAUGAGAAUUUAAAGCACUUCAAAUAUCUUGAGCAGGACAGCCCGAUAUGGACAAAACCAUUGUCAUCACUUAUCUUUUCCCUGAUUCAGCCUGUCUGUAAUGUCUCUAACACAUGGUAAAGGUGUUGUAUCUUGUAACAUCUGCCUGAAAUUUUGACAAAUUUGGAUGUACUGUACAUGUCAUUAUUUGCUUUAUGGUUUUAUAGCAGUGUAUACAUUUCAUGUAUCGUUUUUAAUAAAGAUUUUUUAUAAUGUUA